CCGUUGCAUGAUAUAUCUAGUUUUGUUUAUCCGCAGAUGGCAAAUAUUGCUAGAGAUUUGUUCAACAGUCAUGUUAUAUUACGUCAGCCUGUUGUUGCCGGUGGAGAACUAAUGUCGCUCGAUAUCUUCCAGCAUACUCCAGUUGCCCUUGAGGAGAUUCAUCCCCAUCUCUGUUUUCUAACUCCUGUACAUAACAAGAAAAGGACGGCCAUGAAUGGGCAGUGGAAGAGGACUGGAACUCAGAGAGCAGUCUACAACAACAACAAUAUAAAAAUAGGCAUUCAGAUGCGUUACGAGUUUAAAUGGGAACAAGGAUUACAGCCACGACCUGUGUACAGAAUGACCGAAUAUGUCAAAUCUAUGUAUGGGAAGAAAGGAAUCUGUAUAAUUCAAAGAGAACAAGCGGAAAAUGUUGAACAGGAACAACAAGAAGGACAACAACAAGAAGGACAACAACAACAACAACAAGAAGGACAACAACAAGGACAGUGAAGCAGAAGAAUCAGAAGAGAGGGAAUGGAGUUUACCAGGAUUAGAGCAAAUGAAAGGAGAAAGAAUCUGUUUCCGAGUUCUUCUGAUUCCCUGAAAACUGAACAAUAACAUCAGCUUUAUGUC
Messenger RNA from Arabidopsis arenosa, 615 nucleotides. Lineage: Eukaryota; Viridiplantae; Streptophyta; Magnoliopsida; Brassicales; Brassicaceae. The record is from the annotation of a GenBank genome assembly.